Messenger RNA from Spodoptera littoralis (African cotton leafworm), 1019 nucleotides. NCBI's taxonomy places the organism in Eukaryota, Metazoa, Arthropoda, Insecta, Lepidoptera, Noctuidae. The record is from the annotation of a GenBank genome assembly.
GGUUUAUGUUUUACGUUUGCCUGAUUUCGAUUAAAAUAAUAAAUUAAUUCAGCAAAAGGGUGAUCUUGCUGAUAAAUAACAGUAUUCCAGAUUACAUAAAUAGAAACUAUAAAAAUGUCUAGACAAACGUCCCGUCUCGAUGCCAAGAAAGUCAAUUCUGAGCUUCUGACGCUAACUUAUGGAGCUCUAGUGUCUCAAAUGCUGAAAGAGACUGAAAAUCCUGAAGAUGUGAACAAGCAAUUGGAACGCAUAGGAUAUAACAUGGGCGUAAGACUAAUCGAAGAUUUCCUGGCCAGGACAACGUCGACACGAUGCCUGGAGAUGAGGGAGACCGCUGAUAAGAUACAGCAGGCCUUCAGGUUAUACCUAAAUAUGCAGCCCACGGUGACAAGCUGGAGUAGUUCUGGAGAUGAGUUCUCGCUAGUCUGGGACCAGUGUGCCCUGAGCGAUUGGGUGGAGAUGCCCAACAAUGGGUUGCGGUACUGCGCCCUGAUUCCCGGAGCUAUCCGUGGAGCUCUGCAGAUGGUACAGCUUGAAGUACAGUGCUGGUUUGUGCAGGAUCAACUCAAAGGAGAUGCUGUAACUGAAUUACGAGUAAAAUAUAUCAAGAGGUUAGAAGACGCUGUGCCCGCUGGUGAAGACUAGUCAUUUAAUUCUAUUGUAUAACUUUAUUUUAUUCUCAUUAUAAGUCUACAAGCAAAAUAUUAUUUUAUUCCAACAAACUCAAUUCACAGAUGUUUGUGAUGAUUUUGAAUUCCAUUCCGUUGAAAUAAGAAUAGUGUUUGUAGUUCAAUUAUGUUUGCAAAUACCAACUAUUAACCUGCAGCUAUUUACCUUAAUGUCAAUGCUGUAGAAGCCAAAAUUGUUUGAAUUGUAAAUAAGGUUUAUAAAACUUUAUUACUUUAUUGUUAUUGAGUUUAUGAGCGUAAAAUUCAUUUGUAUUUUUGUUAUCAAGUUUCUCACUAGAUGGCGCUAAGGAAAAAUUAAAGCUUAUUAGCCAUUAGCUGCUAUUAAAAGGC